This is a messenger RNA of Acytostelium subglobosum LB1, 1317 nucleotides long. RefSeq lists its product as hypothetical. Gene Ontology annotation, cellular component: cytoplasm; mitochondrion. Gene Ontology annotation, biological process: tRNA methylation; tRNA wobble uridine modification. Lineage: Eukaryota; Evosea; Eumycetozoa; Acytosteliales; Acytosteliaceae. Bases 1 to 1317 code for a protein of 438 amino acids. Gene Ontology annotation, molecular function: protein binding; GTP binding; GTPase activity. The record is from RefSeq and is a predicted model, not a curated record. The transcript is spliced from 3 exons.
AUGUGUACUCUGACAUCAUUAUAUCAUCCAACUACACGCGAACAGCUUGAUAAGGGCAUGUACGUAUGGUUCCCCAAACCAAACAGCUUCACUGGCGAAGAUGUGCUUGAGCUGCAUAUACAUGGUGGACGAGCGGUUAUACAUGACACACUCGAGGCGAUCUCUGCUUGCGAUGGCACUCGCAUGGCCGAGCCGGGCGAGUUCACCAAACGAGCGUUUGACAACGACAAAAUGGACUUGACAGAGGUCGAGGGUCUGGCCGACCUGCUCGAGGCACAGACGCAUCAUCAACGCAAGGUAGCCCUAUCACAGAUGCAAGGUUCAAUCUCACGAUUUUAUCUUCAACUGCGCGAGGACCUCAUUCGUGCCUCGGCCUAUAUGGAGGCAUUCAUUGACUUUGGAGACGACGCAGAGAUUGAUCCAGAGGUCGUUGAACAAUCACGUCGGCGUAUAAUCAACCUCAGAGACAGGAUCAUACAACAUUUGAAUGAUGGCAAGCGAGGCGAGCGAUUGAGGGACGGCGCCGUCAUCACAAUCAUCGGUCCGCCCAAUGCGGGCAAGAGCUCAUUGAUCAAUCUGUUGGCCCGGCGCAAGGCAUCAAUCGUAUCACCAAUACCUGGCACAACGCGAGACAUCAUCGAGGUCAUGUUGGACGUUGGUGGAUACCCUGUGGUGAUUGGUGAUACGGCUGGCAUCAGAGUGUCUCAGGAUGUUAUCGAACAAGAAGGUGUAGAGAUGGCCAAAGAGCGUCUACAUCGAUCUGACAUCAAGCUGUGUGUACUGGACUGCAAUACAUUAAUGGAGAUGAAGACACCAGAUGCACUGGACCCAUUACUACUUCAACUUGUUGACCCUGGUACAUUGUUUAUAUUCAACAAAACAGACCUCAUUCAAUCAUCAACAUCAUCACAAUGGACUCGAACGAAACAAUCAAUCAUACAACAACUUGAACAACACUUUAAGUCCAACACACAUCUUCACGAUCAUAUAUCCAUUCCACCAAUCAACAGUAUUGAACUAUCAUGUUCCAAACAAGAAGGAAUCAAUCAACUUUUAAAACAACUCGAGAUAUCCCUGAGGGAAAUGUUUGAGAUAAAGGAUGUGGAAGCACCUCUACUUACAAGACUGCGACACAAGGAACACUUGACGAACUGUGUUGAAUCACUUGAUCGAUAUUUAUAUCAUUGUGAUGAUGACAUUGUACUGGCAUCAGAAGAAUUGAGAAGUGCAAUCAAGUCCAUUGGAUCAAUCAGUCAUCACGUCAAUGUAGAUGACUUGUUGGAUGUAAUAUUCAAAGACUUUUGUAUUGGAAAGUAA